AUGUCUGCACCAAGCUCAUCAGACCGAGAAGGCUCUGCCGCGCCCUCUCGCUCUUCCACUCCUGGUCCACGCUUGCCAGAAGAAGAGUCCACCAAGCAAGCCCGUCCCACUACAACACGGAGCAGAAGGUCGCAAUCUUUCAACACCACCGAUUCAGACUCUGAUUCGGACGCAGAUGAUGGUCCCGGUCCUCAACCGGCCCCUGCAUCCGUUAUUGGUGGUGAUGCCAGCGAUGACAGCGGCACUGAUGAAGAUGUGGGGCCGCCACCACCGGCCGCACCAAGUACGGAUCGCCACCAAGGUCCUUCCUCUUCUUCCUUUUCCGAGGACCGCAAACCAAAACGUCCGCUUCAGCAACAUGGCGAUAUCGGCAAGCCAUCGCAGAAGAGACAGAAAGCAGUCAAACUUCCUCAUGAACAGACAUAUCUCUCCAAUCUCCCUUCCGCCGAUCGCUACUUCAAGUCGUUGAUGCACCGAGACACCGUCAACUCAGUUACCGUCACUCCGCGCUCCAAUUUUGCCAUCACCACCAGUGUCGACGGUUGGGUCAAGUUCUGGAAGAAAGCGUCCCUUGCUCCCUCUGCCUCGACAAUAUCAACAACACCCAUGCCAGGAAAUGGCGCUGCGUCUUCGGCAUCGUCUCUGUUCAGCGCAUCCUCGGUCGUCGAAUUUGUCAAGCAGUAUCGCGCCCACCUCUCGCCCAUCAUCGCGUGGAGUUGCUCUGCAGACGGUGCAUCAUAUGCGACACUGGAUGCUGAAGCCAAUGUCAAAGUGUUCGACGUCAACAACUUUGAUCUUAUCAACAUGAUCAAGUUGCCGUACAAAGCACGAACGCUAGCCUGGGUUCAUCGUGCAGGCAGCGCACGUACGAUGCUAGCCAUCACGGAUGAGGACUCUGCUCAUAUUCGCAUCUACGAUGGUAGAAGCACUCCAAGCCAAACUCCGCCAGAGGCAAGUAUGGAUGCAGAGGGAUCAAUACCCACCCCGUCCACCGGCUCGACCCACCACCCCAUCUACACAGCGUCCAAAGUGCACCGUGCCCCUGUCCACAUUCUCGCUUUCAACGCACAGCACAACACCAUCGUUUCGUGCGACGUUACCGGCUUUGUCGAGUACUGGACGCCAGAAGAACCCUUCUUCGCUCCAUCACCUACAAAGAUUCCCGGGAUGUUUGAGCUCAAAUCGACCACGGAUCUGUUCGACUUCAAAAAGACCAAAACGGUCCCUACAACACUCACCUUCUCCAAGGACGGCGAAAAGUUUACCAUCUUCUCGAUCGCGGACCGUCACAUCCGCGUGUUCGACUUUCGCAGCGGCAAGAUCACCCGGCGCUAUGAUGAGAGCCUUGAAGCGCUUCAGGCUGUUCAAGCGCUACCUCCGCCACCGGAUGCAACGUCGUCCACCUCACCAGAUUUGACAGAGGCAGAUACGGAAGACGUUCACCCGGAUGUCAACUUCAAACUCGAUCAGAUGGAGUUCGGACGCAGAAUUGCGCUGGAACGCGAACUCACUGCUUCCAGCGCAUCAGGUCCGCUCUCCGGCCUUGCCAACGCCUCGUCUGCCGCGCUCUGGAAUGUGCUUUUCGACGAAUCGGGCAACUUUAUCAUCUUUGCCUCGCUGCACGGCGUCAAGUUCGUCAAUCUCGUCACUGACAAGUGCGUCCGGCUGCUGGGAAAGGACGAAAGCGUUCGUUUCAUGCACCUUGCGCUGUUCCAGGGCUCACCGGAUAAGAAGGUGAGCUCGCUCGCUGCGGCUGCCUCGGAGAACCCGCUGCUUGCCAAGCAAGGGUUGGUGGACCCUACGCUGUUCGCCACUGCGUACGGACGGGCACGGUUCUACAUGUUCACGCGGGUCGAUCCGGACGCCGUGGGCGGUGGUGCGUCUGGCGGUGGCACGAGCGAGAACCGCGAUGUGUUCAACGAACGUCCUACACGCGAGGAGCAGACCAUUGCUUCUGCUACAGCCGCCAUCGGCAAUGGUCGCGGUCGCGCUGGUGGCGCCAGCACCGCUGUUGCGAGUGCGACUAGCAGCAGCGGCGCGAAACCCAACUCGGCCACCCUCCACACUACGCUCGGCGACAUCCACUUGACGCUCUACACCGACCUCGUGCCCAAAACAUGCAAAAACUUCAUCGGCCUCGCCAAGAAGGGAUACUACGACAACGUCAUCUUCCACCGCAUCAUCAAGAAGUUCAUGCUGCAGACCGGGGAUCCGCUCGGCGACGGCACGGGCGGCGAAAGCCUCUGGGGCGGCAACUUCGAAGACGAAUUUCACCCGAGCCUCAACCACUCAAAACCUUUCACGCUCAGCAUGGCCAAUGCAGGCCCCAAUACCAACGGCAGCCAGUUCUUCAUCACCACUGUGCCCACGCCUUGGCUCGAUCGUAAACACACCGUGUUCGGCAAGGUCGAUGCCGGAAUGGACGUCGUCAAGCGAAUCGAAGAGGUCAAAGUCGAUAAAAACGACAAGCCGAGACAGGACGUGCGCAUCAUCAACGUUAGCCUGCGCUGA
Sporisorium graminicola is the source of this 2511-nucleotide messenger RNA. RefSeq lists its product as uncharacterized. The coding region runs from base 1 to 2511 and encodes 836 amino acids. Gene Ontology annotation, molecular function: peptidyl-prolyl cis-trans isomerase activity; protein binding. Lineage: Eukaryota; Fungi; Basidiomycota; Ustilaginomycetes; Ustilaginales; Ustilaginaceae. The record is from RefSeq and is a predicted model, not a curated record. The transcript has a single exon. Gene Ontology annotation, biological process: protein peptidyl-prolyl isomerization; protein folding.